Messenger RNA from Elgaria multicarinata webbii, 2234 nucleotides. RefSeq names its product death effector domain containing 2 (gene DEDD2). Bases 289 to 1380 code for a protein of 363 amino acids. Gene Ontology annotation, biological process: extrinsic apoptotic signaling pathway via death domain receptors; apoptotic process; regulation of apoptotic process. Gene Ontology annotation, molecular function: protein binding; DNA binding. The record is from RefSeq and is a predicted model, not a curated record. Gene Ontology annotation, cellular component: nucleolus. NCBI's taxonomy places the organism in Eukaryota, Metazoa, Chordata, Lepidosauria, Squamata, Anguidae. The transcript has 6 exons.
GUGGGGUUAGGUUGGCGCAGGCGCAGACGCGUCGAAGGUACCAGAAAGAUCGAAAACGACGGUGCGGACGGGUGCAGAGCCGAUGCCAGUGCAGCAGUGUUGUGGGACCUGCUUCUAAAAGAAUUGUUCCUCAAGGCCUCUAACCAAUUUCUGUGCUUUAGGUCUUAGAAUAUAAACAACUUACUGAGACAUCUCUCUUCCCCCUCCCUCAGUAUUCAAAGUAUUGCACAUCUGUUCUGUCCCACUAGCUUAUAACUGUUCAAAUCCUUUUAGGAUUAGAGUAUCCAUAUGGCUGACAUGAGGAGGCCACUUUUUGCCCACAUCUGGGAGGAGGAAGAAUGCCUAGAGUACUAUGGUAUGAUUUCCCUGCAUCGAAUGUUUGAAGUGAUUGGCUCUCAGCUAACAGAGAAUGACAUGGAAGUGCUCUCUUUCCUUCUGGAUGAGACACAGCCUUGGACCCACCCACUGGAUCCUGCCCUUUGGGCUGUGGCAGCAGCAGAAGAGGGUGGUUCUGAGACCACCUCACCUGUGUUAGAGAGCUGGAAGAGGAAAAAACAGUGCUGGUGUAAUUUGGCCAAAACUGAUGGUAGUCUUGAGGUUGUUGCAGGUAGGCAGCGGCCCAAGAAUGGUGUGCAACUGCUCCUGGAGCUGGAGAGGAGGGGCAAAUGUGAUGAAACCAACUUUGUGCAGCUGCUGCAGCUCCUGAGAAUACUAACAAGGCAUGAUCUACUGCCAUAUGUCACCCUGAAAAGGCAGCGAACAGUUUCUCCUGAGAGAUACACCUAUGGACCAUCUGUUCUGUCAUCAGACCAACAAGUGGACAAUUGUCUCAAUUCAGCCUCUGCAGAGCCUCGGCAUGAUCAGUGGGAAACAGGCUCCAAUUCCAGCAAAAGGAAGCGAGUUAGCAGAGGCCGGGCAACGUCUAAUCCUCCCCGGAGACGGCGAGGAGCCAAAGCAGCUUCUGCUCCAAAGCAGGAGAUCCAAGCUCCCACCAAAGUGACCUGUGACAUCCGGCUCCGUGUUCGUGCAGAAUACUGUGAGCAUGACCCUGUCUUGCGUCAGAAUGUGAUGUCGAACAAGCAGAACCGACUGGAACGUCAGUUUGAUGUAUUUGGGCAGUCCAACACCAUCCUCAAAUCCCGUGAUCUGGGCUCAAUCAUCUGUGACAUCAAGUUCUCAGAGUUGUCCUACCUUGAUGCCUUCUGGAGUGAUUAUAUGAAUGGCUCACUGCUAGAGGCACUGAAGGGAGUCUUCAUCACAGACUCCCUUAAAGAGGCAGUGGGUCAGGAGGCUAUCCGGCUACUGGUCAAUGUGGAUGAGGAUGAUUAUGAGGAAGGGAGACAUCUGUUGCUGGAAAGCGUUAUUCCCCAGGUCUGGUAACUCCAACCUCUAGGAAACUUAGGGCACUUCUGUUUUACUCCCUGAUUACCACGUGGCUUAUCUGCAUUGGAUAUAUACUUCAGGAAAAAAAAAUAGACUUUUAGGAAAGGAGUCUUCAUCUCGUCGUGGGCUGGGCUGGAUCUUGGCAGCGACGGGACUUCAGGGAGUCACAGUUGUGCCGCAGCUGUUCUUGUAGUGGUUGAAGCAUUUAAAGAGCAGCAUGGAAUGGACUUAAUGGAUAUUCAGGUGUAGCAGGGCUUGCACAGAGGCACCAACACGGUGUGGAUUCCUCUUGGUCUGAACUGAAAGGGACACCUUUGGGGAGAUAACUUUGUUCUGCUGAUGAAAUUUGAAGCCCCCUUGGCAUAAGUUGGUGUAUACAUCAUGUUCACCAACCAUUUAUGUUAAUUUUUACUUCCUCUCUUGCAGAGGUGGGGAGCAGACUUAAUCUGCAGAGUUGCAGGGACACUUUGAAGGCUGGCGGCGAAGCACGUUGUGUUAACCAUUCUUUUUCUAAAAAAGAAAUAAACCUUAUUUCCCUCACACCUGAUUUUCUCUUUAAGUUAAGAGUACACCAAGCCCCAUGGUGGGGAGCUGAUGACUUAUAAAGGGGGGAACUUGAGUCACUUUUCAAUUCUGUGGCGGUUUGUACAUAGUAUAAAUAAUAAGGUUUAAAAAAUGGUGAAGAAGCAGUUAAGGCAGUAUCUCUGCAUAACUGCAGUGGGAAGGGCCAGAAGCCAGAAACAUGUAAUUUAAGAAGUUGUAUUUUUUUUUUUACAAAAAUGACUUUUUGACAAAAUUCUUAAUGUAUUGUAUUUACAAAUGACAAUGUCAAUAAAGAAAAUAAUUUGCAA